This is a messenger RNA of Alosa sapidissima (American shad), 7888 nucleotides long. It is a transcript of the gene map3k3, whose product is annotated as mitogen-activated protein kinase kinase kinase 3. Gene Ontology annotation, molecular function: protein binding; ATP binding; protein kinase activity. The transcript is spliced from 18 exons. The coding region runs from base 2215 to 4065 and encodes 616 amino acids. NCBI's taxonomy places the organism in Eukaryota, Metazoa, Chordata, Actinopteri, Clupeiformes, Clupeidae. The record is from RefSeq and is a predicted model, not a curated record. Gene Ontology annotation, biological process: protein phosphorylation.
UGAUGCGCGCAGUCACGGAAUCGAAAGGAGGAGCGCGUUCCCGUGAAAGCUCGGCGAUGUUUUAGAUGUCAUCCUGCACUUUGAUUAACAAAGCUAUAAUCUGCGCCGUCGGACCGGUGUAUUUUUAGAUAACAAUUGUACAUACUAAGUGGAUUUUACUUACGAUGGUUCUGAAAACAAGAUACCGUUACUUUUUUUUGCAUUGAGAAGCGGAGAAAUGGGUUCCGGUGACGGAUUGCUUUUUCAGUCAGGAAAUUCACUAUGUUCAAGUAUCAUAUAACUUUGUGCUGUUGGCCAUGAAGACACGAUCACAUGGAAUAUCGUAACUCUGGGUCUCCGUUUACUAACGUGAUACACCUUUAUAACUUCCUUUGCCAGAGAAAAGCGGGUGUGUCUCACUUUUGUUGAGUUUUACCUUGCCGAAACACGCAUUAGACUUUGCCACGGAAAGAACAGACGGACCUCGAACUUCUUACGGGCUUGCCGUCUAUCAGAUUAAAUAAGAAGGAUUUGUCUUGCAAUGGGGGGCUAUAUGCCCAAGACUGAUAUUUUGUUACUACGUUCAUAUUGCGUGGUCAGCGUUGAUUGUAUCCACUUAUCAAUUCGGUAGAAUGCAUUGGCUACUCCAACCCGAGAUUGUUGCUCUGGAGCUAACAGCUGAACUGGCGACUUAUUUGUUGUCCGUUCUGUAACAUGAGAUAGACUCGUACCUUCAUUUGUCUGCUCUUCAAAAUAUCACAUUGUUGCGCGAUUGAAGACAACGAGCGCCAGUUUGCCAUUAAAACUUGGACAAAAUAGCAGACCAUUAGCGCCAAGAACUUGAGCAGACCGAUGGGGGGAAAUCUGCAAAGUUAGCAGGAAAAGAAGCCAUCAAAAUCACGGAAAUCGCUUCGUUCCCUUUCCUCCAGUGAACUGUUACAGAUGGAUUUCAUGAAAGCAACAUGAUGACUGCUGCAUUUUUGUCCUAGGUAAACUUGUAUAGAUCUAACUCUGCUCAUAGGCCUAUAUGUUUAUGCAACAUUAGAGCUUUUGUUUACUUUUUGCAUUCCUGGCAGUAGUUAUGAUAGGCCUACAAUGAAAUACCAACGGACAUCUCCCUUUAUGGAAAAAAAAUGGGGAUGAAGACAGGCUUGGAUUUGUUUGUUCUUUGAGCUCAAAAUACAAUGUAUCGAACUUUUGAUCCAUUCACAUAUAAAACAGUUACUCUGAUGUGACAAAUACGUACAUGUAGGCUAAGCCGACCAACAAGACACCUAGCCUAUGUAGCUACAGCGUAUUAAAUAUCAAAAUCAGUGGUUUUGAUUGUGCGCAAAUUUUGGAUGACGGCCCGAGGGGCUCGUAAGCCCCAGCCAUGGCACACGGGACAGUAGACCUAACGCUUCAUUUUUCGCCCGGGGAAUUCUAAAAUAUGCCAUGGGACUCUCAAGGGUGUAAGAAGUCCUGAAUCACUGACGCUUGCCCGUUGAACUACCUGUCAGACGAACUCUUUGUAUCUGCAGUCAUUGGAACGGAGGAGGGUUGUACGCGAGACCACGUCCUUUUCCAAAGGAACCAUCCAAGGUGUUUACACUGAUGAGGAAAGAGGCAGAGAGAGAGAGAGAGAGAGAGUGGCAGAGAGUAAAACACUGAAAGGUGUAAAUGCGUACUGGCCUGGUUUCGUGCACACUCCCUACUCUGACACCGCCUGAGGAAUGACCCAAUGACCACGGCAGGGGAUCAAAGAGGGGAGAGGGAGGGAGAGGAACGUGGACGUGCCUGGAAUUCCUGAUGGUGAUUAUUAGCCAGGUGUUGCAACAGUGUCUAGCCACACUCCAGACUGUCCUCACACAAAUAAAUGCUGAUUCAUGCUCGCCUCUGUCCAUCAUGUGCCUGCUGGACUGUCCAUCGCCAUACUUUGUGUCCAUUCGCCCCCCCCCCCCAUCUGUAUCCAUGAGGUCUGUGUUUACUUACAUAAGAAUGUGACCCCUAAGGUUAAUCAUUCCACUCCUCGUCCUGACAGCCUCGUGCAGUACCCUCCCUCGCCGGACAGUGUCAGCUGUGGUGUCUGGUUUGUGUAUCCUCUCACUCUAAUCGGAUCAAUAAGCAGAGUUUAUUGAUCAGACGGACAGGAGAGGUGAACCAGAGGCAGGCCUUUCAUGGGUGGCUGGAGCUGGGGGAGUGUGUGAAGAUCCCCAGGCCUGAUCUGGAACAAGAACACACACAUCCACCGCCAAUAUGAAUGAGCGGCAGGCUCUCCACUCCAUAAUGAAGGACCUGGUGGCCCUUCAGAUGACCCGGCGGCAGCCCAGCUUCGAGGCGCCAAAGCCAAAGCCUGUCGGUCCUCCUAACAGACAGGACGACAUCAGAAUAAAGUUUGAGUAUAAUGGAGAGAGGAGGAUUCUGAUGUUCGGACGGCCUGUGCAGUUUGAGGAAGUCCAGCAGAAAGUUAAGACUGUGUUUGGUCAGCAGUUAGACCUGCACUACAUGAACAAUGAGUUGUCAAUCCCUCUCUGGAACCAAGACGACCUGGACAAAGCCAUCGACCUCCUGGACCGCAGCACAAACAUGAAGAGCAUCAAGAUCAUGCUACUCAUGCAAGAGCACAGCAAUGCAUCAUCACCUUCGCACCAUGCCGUGAGCAAGCAGGUGCGCAUCAAGGCCUCCCAGUCUACAGGAGAUGUCAGCACAGCGUACCAGUCCUCCGAGUCUAGGGGGCGCCACCCCUCCACCAGCGCGCAGAACACUGGGAGGAGCUCUCCGCCCCCCGGCUACGUUCCUGAGCGGCAGCAGCGCAUCGCCCGCCAGGGCUCCUACACCAGCAUCAACAGCGAGGGCGAGUUCAUCCCCGAGACCGGCGACCCCUGCGUGCUGGGCCCCUGGAGUAGUGCUGAGAACUCUGUCUCUGGCAGCUGUCAAUCACUCGACAGCAACUCAGACAGUCCGUCCCUUAGGAAGUCACGCAUGCACCGAGCGAAGAGUUACCCCGACAACCGCCAGGAUUUUGCAGAAGAGAACCGCGAGAAUCAUGCCUAUGACAAGGUUGGCAAGGGUGGAACAUACCCACGGAGAUACCAUGUCUCCCUGCACCACAAGGACCUCAGUGAAGGGCGGCGGACGUUUCCACGGAUCCGGCGGCCGCAGGGGAACCUGUUCACCCUGGUGCCGUCGCGGCGCUCGCUCAACGGCAGCGAGGAGAGCCUGAGCAGCUGGCAGAUGGUGGACGCCCAGGGACGCCUCCGGCCGCAGGACAGACCUGUCGCCCACAAGUCCCCUAGUGCCCCCGUCACGUGGCGGAGGGGCAAGCUGCUGGGCCAGGGGGCCUUCGGCCGGGUCUACCUCUGCUACGACGUGGACACGGGCCGGGAGCUGGCCGCCAAGCAGGUCCAGUUUGACCCAGACAGCCCGGAGACCAGCAAGGAGGUCAGUGCUCUGGAGUGUGAAAUUCAGCUGCUGAAGAAUCUGCACCACGAGCGCAUUGUCCAGUACUACGGCUGUCUGCGGGACCACAAUGAGAAGACCCUCACCAUCUUCAUGGAGUACAUGCCAGGGGGCUCGGUGAAGGACCAGCUGAAGGCGUACGGGGCGCUGACGGAGAAUGUGACCCGCAAAUACACGCGGCAGAUCCUGGAGGGCAUGUCCUACCUCCACAGCAACAUGAUCGUCCACAGAGAUAUCAAAGGUGCCAACAUCCUGCGGGACUCGGUGGGUAACGUGAAGCUGGGCGACUUCGGGGCCAGCAAGCGCCUGCAGACCAUCUGCAUGUCCAGCACAGGCAUCCGCUCCGUCACAGGCACGCCGUACUGGAUGAGCCCGGAGGUGAUCAGCGGCGAGGGAUAUGGACGCAAGGCUGACGUCUGGAGCCUGGGCUGCACUGUGGUGGAGAUGUUGACUGAGAAGCCCCCCUGGGCUGAAUACGAGGCCAUGGCGGCCAUCUUUAAGAUCGCCACACAGCCCACGAACCCCUUGCUACCGUCCCACAUCUCCACCCACACGCACGACUUUGUGCGCAGCAUCUUUGUGGAGGCCAAGAAUCGCCCCAGCGCUGAGGAGCUCCUCAGACACCCUUUCUCGCAGAUCCAGUGCUGAGGGCACCUUGGCCCCACUGGCUCAUCUACCCGCUUCCCAGGCUUUUGGGGCCUACAGCAGCAUCCCUCCAGAUGGACAACAUAUUUACAUGAGCAGUCAAAGUGCUCCUCCAGGUCAGCUAAAUCCACAGCACUACCAAAUGUUCAACAGGUCACCUGAUUUCCACAAUCCUUCCGAGUCACAAGAUGUUUGCCUUAUUCAGUUGCGUAUGUUAUGUAAUUCCAGUUCUCCGAACAGCAGGUGGCGCCACAGGGUGUGCUACCACUUUUAUGUCCAACCUACAGGGAGAUGAACAAGCCAAUUGUGUUGCCAUGUCCAGGGAGCUUAUUGCUCCUAUGUUAUCAAAGGAGUAAUUGACUGACACAGACACACAUGUACACACAUGUAUACAUAAACACACACACACACACACACACACACACACACACACACACACACACACAUACACAUACACACACACAGAAACACUCACAUACACACACAUACACAUUGAGGUUUCAUUUUUCAUGCUCGACACCGGGUUGUUCACGUAUACGGAAGCAUUGCAUGCAUGCUUGCUGAAAUGAGCUGACUGUUACAGAACUGAACGGGUACCAAAAAGUUAAAGCCUCUCCCUCUCCCUCUCAUAUGUUGUGCCAAAGUGACCAGUUGUCCUAUACACACCUCACACAGGCACGGGGGUCAUAACAUGACCGAUAUGAUUGAUGUUUUUUUUAUUUUGCUUUUCAUUCCGUCCAGCCGGUUUAAAUUAUUUAAAUGUCUUUACAAUUUUUUUUUGUUGUGUCAUGUUUUAUUAUGUUUUGUUUAGAUGAAUGUUUUUAGCCAAACAGAGGAACUUUUAGCCGGGUAGUUUUGAUAAGCUUUAGGUUUGCCCUCUGUUUGACCCCUGCUGCAGCUGCCUGCCUCAGCAUGUCCUUUAAAAGUAGAGUUAGGAUUCUUUAAAGGUAGGGUAAGCGAUGGUAAGCUACUUUUCUAACAUGUAACCAUUUUUGUAACAUUCAGCGAAUAUCUCCUCAUCAUUUGUUAGCUCUUCAUUCUCUGAGAACACUGUAAAAAAAACCCGGUCUUCUUCCACAGCCCUGGCUCCGUGAACUGGAAACAAAGAAAGGUGGGGCAGCAUGUCCCUCAAACAAUAACAAAACACUGUGUGGGGUUUCUCGGGGAGCACUGAAGGGAGGGGUGAGCUACCUCUCUGGUGUGUUUUGUUUGGUCUUUGGUUCAAAUACAAUGUAAGUCGCCUUAGACAAAAGUGUUUUCCAAGAAACAUAAACAUAAACACAAACGUAAACAAACACGUCAUCCAGCAUCGCUUACCCUACCUUUAACCACCCACAGUGGAAUGCUCCAGGGUUGCCAUAGAGACACAAUUGCCCAACACGGGGAAAGAUGCUCUUGCUUGCCCCAAGGCGCUGUGGUUACUAUGGUUACACACUUCAAGUGCAGUAUGUGUACUUUUCUCUGGGUGUACAUAGCCGUUGCUGAUGGCUGAUGGUAUGGCCAUAAGUGAGGACCCUUAGCUGUGCUGGGUUCAGGCCUUUGCCCUGUGGUCCAUUACAGUCACAGCACUUGCAGGGGGAAGGUAGGCAUCCAGUCCUCAACAAGAAGCUGCAGAAUAGACAGAUUCAUCUUUUUCUCAUUGAUAUGAGGUUAAACCAAAGACAAACAGCACGUGACAUGACAAUCUGGCACAGACCCUCAUGACAUUUCACAUUUAGGGCCCUAAUUUGAAUGAUGAAAAAAGUCUUAAGUCUAACUAAAGCUAAUUUAACAACUAGGCUAAAUCAAUUAGCUGAUUUACUGUAACACAGGGCUGACAACUCGCUGAUUGUGAGACUCAUUCAUUUGAUUGGCUCCACACGCUCUCACGCCAAUCCAAUGUGUGAGAGUUGGCCCUGUUAACACCAUGAGCAAGACCUUACCCUCAAACACUGAGUCUGCUCAAUGCUCCCACAUGGCACAAGACAGCUAUAGUUCAUGCAGGAGAACUUUGCUUGUUGAUAGACUUUGCACUUUGCCUGGCAUUUAAAUUUGGGCCCCAGGUGUUCAAAUGAUUUUAAUAGUCACAUCCGCUGUCCCAGCAACCUUUUCUGAAAGUGAUUGGCAGUGGCAAAGUGAACAAUGAUGAUCUCAUUGGUCUGGUUCUGUUGUGACAUAUUGUGGAAGAGGAUGAGACAUCACAGUGCUCUUCUUACUGAGUACCUUCAUAACAUAGUGGCUGACUAAGUCCAGAAUUCAGAACAGGUGAAACCUAAAGCAAGUCAGAUACAAAAGGCAGCAGCUAAGUGUCUUCAGACCUUCAAGUAGAAAUAUUCCUAUAGAAGCAUGAGGGGAAAGAAGUCACUGCUGCAAAGCCAAUAACUUGCAAUCUAUCCUUUGUUGUUGUUGUUUUAUUUUUAAUUUUAUGUGUUGCCACAGCAUGGUAAAACCUAAAGUGCCGUCAGUUUUGUUCAAAUGUAGAUAAUCUGCUACAUGCAUGUCAAAGACAAAAGUCAGUGGUCACUCUGGCCUAAAAGAGAGGUGUUAGUGCCUUAAGCUCAAUGCAGCAGUGUUUUGUUAAACCCAUUUGGAUCAUAGCACUUUUGAAAAUGAAUGUUUCAUUGCUGUUCCUUUACCAGUUGUGUUUUACUUCAGCCUUUGGGUUUUAUUAUGCUUUAAUGUGAAAUUCUUUCAUUUAUUUAUAUCUGGCCAAAGGUUUGUUAUUGUGUUUUGGCCAAAGGUUUGUUUUAUUUCUUCUUUUUUGUGUAUCAAAAAAAAAACACAAGCAUAAAUAUAUUUUUAUAUAUUUUAUAAGAUAUUGAGUCUAGACCAAUCAACAUUUGAGUAAGCUUAUGUUAGAAACAUCAGAGAUUUCUACUGUUUUUUAAAGGACAUAAAAGAAGUAGUUCCAGAUAGUAAAAGCAGCUGGUUUUGCAGAGAGAGAGAGCACAGUUUAUGUUUGUGUGUAUUUGUUUAAAGGGCUGGAUGAAGUGUCAGCUCUAAAUGGCCAAUCCUGUACCAAGGCUGGGCUUUGGCUGGCUAGUAAAUUGCAAUUGGGUCCAUGGCAGAUAAGUAGAGAAUGAUUUCCAAGUCAUGUGUGAGAGAUUGAGUGUAUGUUUGUGUGUUGCAUUGUGGUCUAUGGGAGCAUUGAGCAUGCAUGAUGAAGAGAGCAAAAAGACAGAGUGAAUGGUUUCGCACAGAUGUGGUCAAGUCAGGAGUGGAGGUCAGUUUGGGGCCUUUAUUUUCACUGUGGGAGACUUGAGAGAUUUAAAAGAUGGACGGGUUCAGCCCAGCUGCCUGGUACAGCGCAUUGGCCACAAGAGGGCGCAGCUUCACCUGGCCGUAUGACGACUUUGUUUAGCUCAGGGUUCUGGAGGUCCUCCUGCCGCAGCAAUCCGACCACAGCGCCACCUGGUGCCUUUUUUGUAUUUCAACGUUUCAUUCUUUCUUUAAUGACAUUGUUUUUUUUCCAUAUCAACUUGUUUUUGUUUUAAUUUUUUAUUUGUCUCUGUGUCUGAAUGGAAGACAGAGGACUAAACUAAAGAACUAUUUUCUUGGGAUGUUAACGACGUGUUGCUCGUGACUCGAGUGAGAUAUUAAAAGGCUGCUAGAGUGAGUGACUCAAGGCAGCUAGAAAUCAGUAUUCACAAAGUUUUGGAAGACCUUGUUUGAUAAAAAAAGAAAAUUAAAUCUUUUUUAAAGUGAACCCUGGGGUAAGCAGAAGAUUUCCAACUGAUGAAUUUCUAUAUAAAUACAUGAAUGAAUAUGUAUCACGACGGUGGACUUGCAGUGCAAAGUCCAGUGUAUCAAAGUUAUUUACAAUAAAGAAAAGCAUUAUGUUGAAAUA